Messenger RNA from Boleophthalmus pectinirostris (great blue-spotted mudskipper), 6831 nucleotides. RefSeq names its product F-actin-uncapping protein LRRC16A-like. NCBI's taxonomy places the organism in Eukaryota, Metazoa, Chordata, Actinopteri, Gobiiformes, Gobiidae. Gene Ontology annotation, biological process: regulation of Arp2/3 complex-mediated actin nucleation; cell migration. Gene Ontology annotation, molecular function: protein binding. The transcript is spliced from 39 exons. The record is from RefSeq and is a predicted model, not a curated record. Gene Ontology annotation, cellular component: plasma membrane; lamellipodium. Bases 589 to 4914 code for a protein of 1441 amino acids.
ACCCUGGUGCCUUUUUCUUUUUUUCACAUUUGAGUCUGUAUUGCGCAACAAUUCGGAGAUGAGGACCCCUGAAUAUUUCGCAGGGUAUUUCUCACACUGGUUCUAAUCCAAAGUCCUGUGAGCUGUAUCUGCCUGCGACACCUCCCCCUGUGUCCAGUAGGGGUCAGCGCGCUCUCGCGUGUCACAAGGAAAACAAAAGCUCCAAAAGUGAAGCUGGAGUUUCCUGGAGCGCGUGAGGAGACGUAAGAAGACGUGUGCGCGCAUGAGAACUCAAACUCAAACUGUACCCGAGCGCAGCGUGGAGCACAGUCAGCUCCGUGACACCCCGUGACCGCGCGCGUGACCGGGCUGCGCAGCUGGACUUCACCUGUACGCGCGCGUGCACGGAGGAAUGGCCGUGCACGUCAGGCGUCCACAGGUAACGCGCGCGGCACACCUUUUACGCACCGUACGUCAGACAGCGGGACACCUUUGAUUUAAGCUCCGACAGAGAACCGGAGCUCCGCGGGACACCGAGCCUUCCCCGGACUGUAUCCGGCCCUGCUGCACUCUGAGCGGGCACAGCUGCUGCGGGCUCCCGCUGAAACCAUGGAGGAGAAUACGGAGUUCCCCACAGCGCUUCUCGAGAGCGUUCGUGAGGCUCUGGGUCGAGGGGUGAAGGUUGAACUGAAGGUCCAAGUUCAGCUGGAGGUCAAGGACAAAGUGGAGAAUCGAAUCCUGGUUUUGGCUCCUCAUCGACUCUUCCUCCUCACAGCUCGAGUCCCGUCCAAGGUGGAGCAGUCGUUCAGUCUGUUGGAUCUACAGGGAGUCAGCAGCAACAAGCCCACACAGCUGGUCCUGGAGCAUGACAGAGGGAGCUGGCUGCUGCGUUCUCCUGAUCUGGAGGUGGACGACAUCAUCACUGACAUCGGCCUGAGCCUCCAGAAGAUCUGCCCCAACAUCACUCCAGCGAAGUUGUUGAAGAAGCUGAGUCUAAAGCCUCCAGAGAGAACAGCUCCUCUGCUGGAGAGAUGGGGAAGUGCACCAGAGCUGGGGCCCUGUGGAGGUUUUUCUCUUCAGUACUGGGUCAUGUGUGAUCACUUGGGGCUGCCGUACAGAGACGAAGUCCAGUGGGAUGUGGACACAAUUUAUUUAACCCAGGACACAAAAGAACUGAACCUCCAGGACUUUAUCCACCUGGAGAACAGAGACCUGGUUCCGAUCAUCGCUGUUCUUGAACACAAUCAGUGGUUCACCAAACUCUCCAUCAAAGACUACAAACUGCCGACAGACGUGUGUGAUCAGAUCCUUCGUGUGGUCGCUCGCUCCAGUCGUUUAGAGGAACUGGUCCUGGACAACGCCGCCCUCCGGAGUGAUUUUGCUCAGAAGUUGGCUCUGGCUCUGUCUCAUAACCCGGCCUCUGCUCUGCACUCUCUCACUCUCUGCAACAACUCCCUCGAAGACAAAGGUGUAGCAGCCCUCAGUUCACAGUUGGCCAAACUUCCUCUGGGACUCAAACAGCUCAACUUGUCCAAGACCGGACUGUCCGCUAAAGGAGUGAACAGUGUGUGUCAGGCGCUCAGCUCAAAUCCUGCUGUCUGGUCCAGUCUGAAGAAACUGGACUUGUCUGAGAAUUCUGUGAAAGGAGACGAACUCCAGCACCUGCAGAGUUUUCUGUCUCAGUCAAACUCUUUAGAGACGUUGGAUUUGUCACACACCGACUGCUCCCUGGAACAGAUCUGUUCAUCUCUGCUUAGAGGGAGUCUGCAGCACCUGUCAGUCCUGAACCUGUCCAAGUGUGUGUUCUCCAACAGGAAGUCCAAGGAGAUCUCGUCCGGGUUUAAACUGUUUUUCAGCUCGGCCCUGAGUCUGACCUCUGUGUUUCUGUCAGGAACCAGACUGCCCCUGGAUGCACUCAAGGCUCUUCUUUUGGGUCUUGGCUGUAAUCCAAACCUCAGUGACGUGUCUCUGGACCUCAGCGGCUGCGACUUGCGUUCGGGGGGCUCUCAGAUUCUGGAGGGAUGUAUCGCAGAAAUCCCAAACAUCACCAGUCUGGACAUUUCUGACAACGGUUUGGACAUGGACCUAGUGACGCUCCUCGUGUGGCUUUCCAAAAACCGCUCCAUCAGACACUUGGCUCUGGGCAAAAACUUCAGUAACAUCAAAACUAAAAAUUUGUCCCAGGUUUUGGACAAUCUGGUGCACAUGAUCCAAGAGGAGGAUUCACCCCUCUCCUCGCUCUCAUUGGCCGACUCGCGGUUGAAGGCGGAGCUCUCGAUCGUCCUAAACGCUCUGGGCUCAAACUCCUCUCUCACCAAACUGGACAUCAGCGGGAACGCCAUGGGAGACAUGGGUGCCAAGAUGCUCGCCAAGGCCCUGCAGAUCAACACCAAACUGAGGACAAUUCUUUGGGACCGGAACGGUGUGAGCGCUCAGGGACUGCAGGACGUGGCCUCAGCGCUCGAGAAGAACUACACGAUCCGGUUCAUGCCAGUUCCCAUCAUAGAUGCGGCACAGGCUCUGAAAAGCAACCCAGAGAAAACAGAGGACGCACUGCUAAAGAUGGAGCAGUUUCUUCUGAGGAACCAUGAGACUCGUAAAUAUCUGCAGGAGCAGGCUUACAGGCUGCAGCAGGGCAUCGUCACCACGACAACGCAACAGAUGAUGGACUCUGUGUGUGUGAAGGUCCAGGACCAUCUGAACUCUCUGAGGUUCUGUGAGUCUGCUUUAGUUCAGGAGGACGUGAAGAGAGCGCAGAGCCUCAUGAGGGACGCCCGCCACUCCAAAACGCUCCUGCCAAGCCUGUACCACCUGCAGGACAGCGCCUCCCGGGGGCCGUGUGUGGGAGCGAUACAGGACACGUUGCAGUCUAUGGCCGGAGAAGUGUUCAGAGUCAUGGACCAGCAGCUGCAGUCUCUCCUGGAGCAGAUGGUCUCCUCGGCCCAGUCCCUCUGUCCUCACGUGCUGCAGAGGAGCAACCUGAGGCAGGAGCUGCUGCUCAGAGGAGCCCAGAGGAAGAACAUCUCUGAGGACUUUGUCUGCACCACUCUUCUGGAGCAGAGCGGAGUGGACAUCAUCAACAAGAUCAGUGAGGUGAAGUUGAACAUGGCGUCUUUUCUGUCGGACCGAAUCGUGGAUGAGAUCUUGGAGUCUCUUUCUCAGUCUCAGCUCACACUGGCAGAGCACGUUAGGGUCAAAGGUCACCCUCUGGAGCAGGAUCGACCCUCAGAGCAUGAGGUCAUCGAUGAAACCGAACUACAACAGGAAGCAGACGAACAGGAAGAGGAAGUGGCUCUGGACAGGAAGCACUGCGCCGAAAUGGACUCCAACAUGAUGAAGUCCAAGAGGAAGAGUAUCCUGGUGCGGAUGCUGAGGCCGGUGUCUGUGGCGUUUGAGAUGGAGUUUGAUCUGGACAAAGCUUUGGAGGAAGUCCCCAUUCACAUCGAAGACCCACCCCCUCCUCCUCCCGCUGUGACAUCACUGGACAGAGUGUCUGUCCGUCACGAUGAAACCCCACCCCCUGACCUGCCCCCAGUCCAAGUCCAGACUCUAGAGCACCAAACCAAGACCAGACCCAAACCUAAGAAACGGACCAGACCCUCAAGAGUCAAGCGUGUGGUGGCGCCCUCUGCUGGUGUUGUGGAUUUAGAGCACAACAGCUUAGUGGAGAAACUGGACGAAGGAUUUGACGAAUUCUUCAACAAAACCGUCUCCAAACUCAGCUUCAAACGUCCUUUGGUGAAAUCAAACUCUCAGGACCCAGAGAAGAAACGAAAGAGUGGAUUCUUCAACUACAUAAAGUCCAGAACGUCUCGCUCCGAAAAGUCCCACGGCUCGGGGGCCAUAAGUCCUCCAGCCUCCUCCACGCCGCCCCCUGCUGCUCUGAACACCACACUGCACCCUGUUGGUCCUCACACUCUGCCCCCUAGUGUCCCAGGGGAGGGGCUGUCCCCUGUCUCACCUUCAGUGUCUCCUCCAGUGUCUCCAGAUCAGUCCCCCAGAACCAACCACCAACUGCACAGAGCCACAUCACAGGAGGAGGAACCAGCAGAAGAGAACCAUACAAAUGAAUCUGAAGAGCCCAGACCAGAGACCAGACCAGAGCCCCAGAGACAGGAGAAGAAGCCGGAUGCCCUCCCAGCCCCUCCCGUCCCGCGCCACAUGGGGGUGCCAAUUCUGGGGAUGGGGCUGAUGGCUGAGAUGAAGGCCAAACUGGCAGCACAGAAGGUUGAGAAGACCAGACCUGAAGUGGCUGAAGCUGAGUCCAAGAGCAAAGCUCCAGAUAAACCAGAUGCCCCGCCGCACGUGUCUGCCCCCAGAGAUAAACCAGAUGCCCCGCCGCACGUGUCUGCCCCCAGAGAUAAACCAGAUGCCCCACCACUCGUAUCUGCCCCCAAAGAUAAACCAGAUGCCCCACCACUCGUAUCUGCCCCCAAAGAUAAACCAGAUGCCCCGCCACCAUCAGAUCCAGAAGAGUCCAGACCAGAACCAGCCCCAAGAUCUAGAGCCAGGACUUCUAUCUCCAGUGGACCCAAAAGUCCAACCAGUCCAACUGUCAGUCUGCAGGAGGAGUUCCCGGUCCCUCCACUUCCCGCUCCUCGUCUGAAGAGGACGCCUUCAGAGCAGGACUGUGGAGUGUCUGUGUCUGUGACGUCUCCUGUCGACAGUGAGUGUGCCUGCGACAGUGAUGCGUUCGAGUCCCCGGUGACCAUGGGAAAUGUGGGCGUCGACAGCAGAGCCUGGUCAUCUCUGAAGAGAAACCAGAGUCCAGAAUCUGAGGAGAAAGAGGAGAGAGAGAGAGCCAAGUCACUCCCAAACUAUGCUCUCUCUGGGUCUCCUCCGUGCGGCUCUGACUCAGACGGUGCAGAGGAAGAGCAGAGCGCCUCCUGUGGGUCAGAGGAGGACGAGGCGCACAAUGAAACAGCAGAGAGUUAGAUACUGACCAAUCAGAAGAGCCGAAGAAAAGAACCAACCAAUCUAACCCAUCAGAAGACCUCAGGAGAAGAAUCAGCCAAUCAGAGGAGCUGUGGAACAAACCUAACCAAUCAGAGGACUAGAGGAGCACAAAUGACCAAUCAGGAGGAGCAGAGGAGGGGCGUGGCUCUGAACUGUGUCACCUUUUAAAAUAAAUCAUUUUUAUAAGAGCUUUUAUAAGUUACCUGAACUCAGCAUUUUGUACUCAUCCCUAAAUAUACAGGUAACUUUUUUUUGUUUUUAUUUGAUCAAUAACUGUCCAUUUAUUGUGAAAUGUUUGAGUGAUUAUAACAGAGAUACAACUGAGCAUUGUUUUCACUGGAUAAAGCCAAUUUCACCAAAUAUUUACAGCUUUUUUACACUUUUUAAGCAGCAACUGAACAAAUUAUCUCCAAAACUGAGGCGGAAUUCUUAUUUUCAAAGUUUUUGAUGAGUUUAUUUAUGAUUGUUUAUGUUAUUAAAAUUCUCUCACCUGUUUACAACUUGAUCAUGUGAAUAUUACAGUGUUACAACCUUUAACACAGUUUUAAGAACAAAAUUGUGAUUAGUGUUGUACCACAAAGUCACAAAUGUAUAGGUUAAGUUUGUCCUUGUUUAGACCUGGUUUAGUCCUGGUUUGGUCCUAGUUUAGUCCCAGUUUAAUCCUGGUUGAGUCCUGGUUUAAUCCUUGUUUAGUUUUGGUUCAGGCCCCAUUCAGGUUCGGUUAAGUCCCUGGUUUAGUCCUGGUUUAGUCCUGUCUUUAUCCUGGUUCAGUCCUUGUUUGGUCCUGGUUUAGUGCUGGUUCAGUUCUGGUUCAGGCACCAUUUAGUCUUGGUUUAGUUCUGGUUUAGUCCUGGUUUAGUCCUGAUUUAAUCCUCUUUAGUCCAUUUUCAAUCCUUGAGACUAUGGCUACCAAAGAUAAGUAUAUUAAAACUAUUUUUAGUAUUUAUCAGUUACUUUUGUACUUUUUGCACCUGCGGCCAUCAGAGACAUUUGCUACUUUACUUUUUUUUUUUUUUUUUUACAUUUUUUGUACAAACUUUAUUGUGUAAAUAUGUACCUAUGUUAUGUGUAAAUGGAAAGUGGAAUUUACUGGUAUGUAAUCUGAUUAUGAUAAGAGUUUAGUCUGAUUAUGAGGAGUGUAAUCUGAUCUUUAAUCUUUAUUGGAGGUGACGGUGGAUUCUGAGAUCAAAUCUGUGCAUUUAUUUAGUCAAUAAAAAAGUGGUGUAAAUGUGGUUUGUGCUUUUUGGUUUAGUCCAGUUUUGAUACUUGGCAGCUGAUGUCAUCAACAUUCUCUGGGGGCUGGAGGUAACAGGAGGCUCUUCUCUGUCUAAACUCUGUUACACAGGUUAGACUUUAAUCUGAUUUUUGUUUUAACACCAUCUGACCAUAAUGGACUGAUUUAGCAGAAGUUGUAGAUUCUGAUUUCAUCUGCUUUGAAAAUAUAACUUUUCUUUGCCUCAAUGAAUGAAAGGAAAGUAACAUUGCUCCAUCUCAUCAAUAUGUCGUUGAUUUUGAAAUACAAAAGGAGCACAGGUCCAUAGAAAGAGACAAAACAUGUGUCCAAACGGGAAAAUGAGUUGGUCCUUGUCUUUUAUAUUUAAUAAAUGCAAUGAAACUGUUCUAUAAUCAAAAUACAGACUCUGAAAUCCUGUAUUGUUGUAUGAUUCUACAAACACCUGAAAGGUUCAGCUCUGGUUUCUGAUGCUUAUUAAACACAUUCACUUACAGUUACACAUUGAUGUCAUUUAAAUGUUUUUAUUUUUUUAUUCAAGCUGUUCCAAAGUACGAUACAUCUAAACCACAAUAUUAACACAAACAUGGACAUUUUACUAACACAAUAUGAUUCAUUUUUAUUUGUGCACAUGAAGAUGAGAAUAAAAAAAUAAUAAUACACCA